CCACAUUGAAAUCCUUUAUCCAUAUUCCAUCCGAAGAAGCAGGGAGAGCAGCCGGCGCCAUCGAACUAUGGCGUAAAUUAGCAGAACGGAGUAGAUCGCGCCCAUGGCCUCCGGCUCCGCUUACUUCCCGCUUCGCCCUCUCUUUCAUGACCGCUGCAACCCAUCUCACUCUCGUUUCUCCUCUCUGCUUCGCCCCUCCCCUUUGCUCCCCGUUCAUCUUGGCUUCGCAUGCUUGACCCUCCGGUCCACUGCAGAUGGUGUCAGGGUCAAGAGCCACGCUGCCGCUGACGAUCCUGCGCUGCUAAGGAGGCCCCUCGACUUUGCCCCAUCUCAGGAAGAUCAACCGGACGAGCCUUUCUCCUCUGCAGAUCGGAGGACGCCGGGAAGAAGCCGGCGGCGGAAGGACGAGGACUGGUUGGACUGGGAGGACGUGAUUUUGGAGGACACCGUCCCCCUUGUUAGCUUCGUUAGGAUGAUCCUGCACUCUGGAAAGUAUAAAAGUGGAGACAGACUGAUUCCUGAGCAUGAAAAGACAAUAUUAGAAAGAUUGCUUCCAUAUCAUCCACAGUCUCAGAAGAAGAUAGGUUGUGGAAUUGAUUAUAUCACAAUAGGGUAUCAUCCACAAUUUGAAAACUCCCGAUGUUUGUUCAUUGCUCGGACGAACGGGGAUUUAGAAGAUUUCUCAUAUUGGAAGUGCAUCAAAGGUUUCAUUAGGAAGAAUUACCCUCUGUACGCAGAUUCUUUCAUUCUUCGGCAUUUCCGAAGGCGCAGAUUUGAUUGACGAAAUCAACAUAUAGUUGGCCGGCUUGAUUGGGUUGAAUCCUAAGUCUAUUUGAUGUAUUUGAAGGUGUUAUAACUUAAUUAAGUGCAUCAUUCUUGUAUUUAUUAUCCGAGAGAGUAAAUGAUGUAUCAAUGGAAGUAGCGUUGAUUUUUAUUUUUAUUUUUAUUUUA
Zingiber officinale is the source of this 951-nucleotide messenger RNA. Its product is annotated as protein DCL, chloroplastic-like. The transcript is spliced from 3 exons. The record is from RefSeq and is a predicted model, not a curated record. NCBI's taxonomy places the organism in Eukaryota, Viridiplantae, Streptophyta, Magnoliopsida, Zingiberales, Zingiberaceae. The coding region runs from base 104 to 781 and encodes 225 amino acids. Gene Ontology annotation, cellular component: chloroplast. Gene Ontology annotation, biological process: chloroplast rRNA processing; chloroplast organization.